AAACACCCGCGAAAUUAACUAACGGCACGCCGCCUCGUCAUCGCGCGCGGCGCGUGUAGGAUGCCAGGAGCGGCGGCGGCGGCGGCGGCGGCGGGACGGAGGCAGCCGACGGCGUCGGAGCGGCGGCGCAUGUACCGCGACCUGGCGCAGUCGCUGCGGUGCGGCCUCCGCGACGCGGCCGCGGGGUUCUCCUUCCUCCGCCUGCGCGGCCUCCGCGCGCUCCUCCGCGCCCUCCGCUCCGCCGCCGGCUCCGGCCCCGGCCCCGACGCCGACCCCCGCCUCUUCCGCCAGUCCCAGGCCCUCCGCGACCUCCAAGUGGUGCCGGUGCUGUUCGAGCACAGCCUCCGCCGCGUGCAGGACGACGGCGUGGUGACGGUGGGGCAGGUGCUCGGCCUCGCGCCCGCCGUCAAGCUCACGAACCCCGCCACCGACUCCGAGGUCGCGCUCGCGCUCAGGGUGCUCGAGGGAUGCUGCCUCCUCUGCCGGGACUGCGCCGCCGCCGCCCACCGCUACGACGCCGUCAAGGUACUUCUGAACAUACUGUUGACUCGGGGCAUGCUUGAACAAACAGCAUGUCUGGACACUCUUCUGGCAUUGAUGGUGGAUUCAUCAGAAAAUAUGAUGGAUUUCAAGGAACAUGAAGGACUAAAUAAAAUUGUUGAUCUUGUAAAGGACACACAGAGAGAUGACCAUCUAAGGCUAAAAUUUGCAGAAUUUCUGCUUCUUUUCUCUACAUGUGCAAGUGAAAAUGGUGGUGGUACCUUCUUUUUUAGUAUGCAAGAGGAUCUUAAGAAUUUUGUAGGGGGGAAAUGUGCAUCAUAUAUCUGCUCAACGAUUUUUUUCAGCUCAACAUUAGAUUCAGAAGUGACAGAACCUGAACUAAGCUUUCAUGCAAAGCAUGUAUUGGAUCUCCUAGAUGGCUAUGUGUAUGAUACUGUAGCUCAACAGGAUGUGAUCUCACCUUAACUCUGGUGAUUAAUUUGCGACAGAAAUCUAUUGUAUAGAACUAAUUAAUAGAAAAAUGUAUCAAAUUAUUAGCCCUAUACUAAUUUAUACAUCUUAGUUCUUUUCUUGUAUUGUUCUCAGUACUCAUAUCAAAUAAUUUAU
Messenger RNA from Oryza brachyantha (malo sina), 1107 nucleotides. RefSeq lists its product as uncharacterized. The transcript has 5 exons. NCBI's taxonomy places the organism in Eukaryota, Viridiplantae, Streptophyta, Magnoliopsida, Poales, Poaceae. The coding region runs from base 61 to 966 and encodes 301 amino acids. The record is from RefSeq and is a predicted model, not a curated record.